Molecule: messenger RNA, 3548 nt
Organism: Trifolium pratense (red clover)
Lineage: Eukaryota; Viridiplantae; Streptophyta; Magnoliopsida; Fabales; Fabaceae
Product: GBF-interacting protein 1-like
Exons: 11
Coding region: 388-3012 (874 amino acids)
Source: RefSeq, a predicted model, not a curated record
AAAAGGAGGAAAAUAAAAGAAAAAAGAGAGAACCAAUACACAAAAAAAAACACAACAAACAAAGACACACAACACACACCACUUUGGUUUUGGCUUUGCUCUUUCUCUCUUCUCUCUCUCUCUCUUCCCCAUUUUCUACUUGUUGAGAAUUGAGAUUGAGAUAGAAUAGAUCAAUUCAAAAUCCAUUGAAAAAAUACAUCAUUUUUUUCCUACAAAUUUUCAUUCAACUCUUAUUUUUCAUUAACCCCUUUUUUCCAAUUUUCACCAAUCAAUUAAUCAAUCAAUCAAUUAAUCACUGACCCUUUACUCGUUUUCCCAAAUCCUCAAUUUUUCUUCAUUGCCCACUUAAUUUUUCUCCCAAAGUUUGCGUCUUUUUGUGUUUCAAAGAUGAGUGGAACUGGGUUUAGGGCUUCAAUUCCAAACAGUGUCAAAAAGACGAUCCAGAACAUCAAAGAGAUCGCAGGUAAUCAUAGUGAUGAAGAUAUCUAUGCAAUGCUUAAGGAAUGUUCUAUGGAUCCCAAUGAGACUGCUCAGAAACUCCUUCUUCAGGAUACAUUUCAUGAGGUCAAAAGAAAGAGGGACAAAAGAAAGGAGAAUCUGAACAUCAGAGAACAGGUGGAACCACGUGGGAGGCCUGGCACCCACGGGCGAGGGCCUAGAGGUGGUCGGGGAAAUUUUUCAUCUCAUAAUAUAUCUCAUGAUGCCAGUGCAAGAAAGACUUCUGUUACAGGCAAAGAUAGUGGACCUCAUCAAGCUUCUGAGAAAAAUGCGCCACAUUUAUCAGCUUCUCAAGAGAUAAUAUCUAAAGGGAAUAGUUCUGGAGCAAGCUCUGUGCCUAUUAUUACCAAUGGUCCUACAAAUGUGGCUUCUGGAACUAUUAGUGGUGUGAGUCCUUCCCCUUCAUCUGCUGGAAAUGGAGACACAAUGGUUCAAUCGUCUGGCAAUAAUAAUAUUAAUAGUAAUGUGGAUAGUGCUUCACCUUCCGUUAAAUCAAAUGAAGUUGCAACAGUUGCUUCUGGAACUGGACCGGCAUCAUCAUCUGUUCAUUUCUCUUCUUCUGAUCCAGUAUUGGUUCCAUCUGAUAAUUCAUGGUUUCCUGGUGCUGUUGGUGCAAUUAGACGCGAAGUUGGAAGUCAACACUCUCUUGGGGAAUUAAAUGUCGUUAACUCAGCCAAGAACAACAUAACUGCUGCUCCUGAGACUGGUAUCUCUUCUGUUCCCGGAAAAAUUCAAGGUAAAUCGCAGGGAGUGGCAAAGAAUCACAGCAAUGAGAUGCCAGCUCCAUCAUCACCGGUAACUCAUGGUAGCCCUUCAGUUAGUCGCCCUUCCUCUAAUUACAAUAACCGGUCGCAACAACUAACUGGUCCUCAGAAAGCUGGUUCUAAUAAGGAAUGGAAACCAAAGCCAACAAAUACAUUAAAUCAGAAUUCUGGACCUGCUACUGCAUCUGAGGCUCCUCCUGUUUCAGCUGAAGUAACUAGGCAGUUAGAGUCUGCGUCUAGUGCCCUUGACUCUGAAGAAGCUGCUUCGAAGUUGCAGAGGAAGCUGGAGGAUUUUCAUCUUCCACAGCGUCAACAUGUUAUUCUUCCAAAUCAUAUCAUGGUACCUGAAUCUGAAAAGAACAAGUUUUGCUUUGGAAGUUUGGGAAUCAAUUUUGGAGUUAAUACUACAACAAGCUAUGUUAGUGGCCCAGAUAGUGAAAAGAGUUCCGCACCACUUUCUGAAACAUCUCAGGAGAUUGAAGAAACUGCGGAGGAGCAGAACUCAAGUCAAAAUGGUGCGGUUACGUCUGAGGUGGAAGAUUAUCCUGACCAUCCGCAAUCACCAAAUAACGUACCUGUGAAUUUAGAAUCCAGCGAGGUCGAUGGGUCGUCUAGUGCUAUUCAGGAGUAUAACGAGUCCAAGCAAGAUACUGCUUUACCGCAUGAAGGUCAUCAGUACUCAGGGGUGCAUAUUUCUCCAAACUACAGUUUUGGUUUCGUGCCUCCAAUGUUGGGUACUCAGCUCCCACCAUUUGACAAUUCUGAGUCUCAGACGCGUGAUAUUUCUCGGCUUCCAAGCUUUAUUAUGCAUCCUCAAUUGGAUCCAGCUAGUUAUUAUGCCCAGUUUUACCGACCAGGUGCUGAUAAUGAUGGUCGUCUUUCUCCGUUUGCUUCUGCUGCGGCAACUACCAAGUACAAUGGCAAUGUUGCGGUGCUGCCCACGCCAAAUUCUCAAUCUCCUCAAGAGGGAGGUAUCUUGUCCACAGCAGGUCAAACACCACUUGUGACUCAAGCUGCAGGACUGAUGCAAAGCUCAAUAGGUGUUACCCAGCAGCCUGUCCCUGUCUUUCGGCCUAGUGGGGUUCAUUUAUCUCAUUACCCUCCAAACUACAUUCCUUAUGGUCACUAUUUUUCACCAUUUUACGUCCCACCUCCAAUCCACCAAUUUUUGGGUAAUGGAGUAUUUCCUCAACAACCUCAAGCUAGCACUGUAUAUCCACCUCCCCAAGCUGUGGCCGCCCCGGGAAUGAAAUAUCCUCUUCCACAAUUCAAAUCUGGAACAAAUGCAGCAAACUCUACUCACCUUGUAAUGCCAAACGCUUUUGGACUAUAUGGCUCCUCUCCAGCUGGUUACAAUCAUAAUUCUGUUGCAACUGCAGGGAAUUCGACCGCUAACGAGGAUCUCAAUUCCUCCCAAUUCAAGGAAACUAAUGUAUACAUCAGCGGACCGCAGAGCGAAGGUUCAGCAAUGUGGGUGGCUGCACCUGGCCGAGACAUUACUAAUUUGCCCACUAGUUCAUUCUACAACCUUCCACCUCAAGGUCAGCAUGUGACUUUCGCUCCAACUCAGGCUGGUCACGGCACUUUUGCAAGCAUCUAUCACCCUGCACAAGCAGUGACAGCUGCAGCAGUCCAUCCACUGUUGCAGCAAUCUCAGACAAUGGCAGGAGCAGUUGAUAUGGUAGGACCAGGUGGACAUGUUUAUCAGACCCCUCAAAAUGCACAAAUCAAUUGGCCAAGCAAUUACUAAGCUUCUCUUAUAUUAGAUGAUUGAGUCUUAUUUUUUGGGAAAUUCAAAAAUAUAGUUGGAUUUCCAUGAUGAAAGAUGUGGCGAUUGGCUACGUUUUGAGUGUAAAAAGCUGGAAAAUUUGCCAUUAUAAUCUUCUGAUUGGUUGGAUUGAGGAUAUGAAAGGUAGGACACAUGUAACGGAUAUUGACGAAUGACGAUUAAAGUUAGACAAGGUAGAAACAUAUGCAGGCAUUUUCUAGUUUUUUUACUCCUGCUAUUUUGUGUUUUUUAGCAUUAAUACCUUUUCAUAGCUUUAUUGAGGUCAUUGAAUUCUAUUAAGAGUAUUGUUGAGUGAUGAGAAAUGUCCAUUCUUUGUUUAGUUUUGAGUUUCUUAUAGGGGUUGGAAGGUUUCUUUAGGUUGGUAGGUAAAGCUUUUCUAUUGUUCCUUGUCUUCUUACAUGUAAAGUGAAUUUUGAUAGCAAGAGAAUUAUUUGCUUAAGCUGUUGUUUUGCUAUGGGUAAACAAGUAAAAUGUCUUUCUAAUUGCAUUCAGCUAAA